CAAAGAAGGUAAAAAAAAACAUAUAAAAAAUAUAAUACGACAAGACUGUGCAGAAGGUAAAAUUAUUUAUUCUUAUAUGCUCGCGAGUUCGGCAGUGCCGGUGUGCGGGGGAAGAAAAUCCGUGAAUGUAAAGUUGUAAUAAUAAAAGUUUCGUAGGAAAGCUUCAAAAAGGUAGAAAGAAAAAAAUAGAGAGAAGCCUUCUUCAUUCGUGACCCGACGACCAGUGUCACAACUCGACGACUCUCGGGAUGCAAUAGAUACGUACGCCUACUCAACUGCCUACUUACCUACCUACAUCGUGACUCUGGGUAGUAGUGAGUAUUUUCUCUCUCUACAUGAAGUCAUGGCGGUGUAGCAGCAGCAGCAGCAGCAACAACAGCAGCAGCAGCAGCGGCGGCGACAGAAGAAGGCAAAAGCGAACGACAGGAAACAACCGGAGAAUCUAAUCACAGUCGGACUUGAGAGUCAUUGGAACGGAACCGAAAACUGUUAACGUCGUAAAGAAAACCAACAACAACAAAAAUAUUAUAAUUUCUACGGGAAAUCAAGGAUCCCCAGAGAUACCAACCGCGAGAUAGGCGUCAGAUCUAUCUCGCUGAAAGAGACCAAAGACACGACGUGGCGGAUUCGGUGACCUCUCGGCUGUGACAGCGAGCACAGAUAGGUAGGCCGAGAGAUGCGCGAAUACAAGAUAGUCGUGCUAGGUAGCGGAGGUGUCGGCAAGUCUGCCCUCACCGUCCAAUUUGUCCAAGGUAUAUUCGUCGAGAAAUACGAUCCGACAAUUGAGGACAGCUACCGUAAACAGGUGGAGGUUGACGGGCAGCAAUGCAUGCUCGAAAUUUUAGACACUGCUGGCACGGAACAAUUCACAGCCAUGAGGGACCUUUACAUGAAGAAUGGUCAGGGCUUCGUACUGGUCUACUCGAUAACGGCGCAGUCGACAUUCAACGACCUCCAGGAUCUUAGGGAACAGAUCCUCCGAGUAAAAGACACGGACGACGUGCCUAUGGUGCUCGUCGGCAACAAGUGUGACUUGGAAGAUGAGAGGGUAGUCGGAAAGGACCAGGGAGUCAAUCUGGCCAGGCAAUUCAAUUGCGCGUUCAUGGAAACCUCUGCCAAAGCCAAAAUUAACGUUAACGACAUCUUCUACGAUCUGGUGCGACAAAUCAACAAGAAGUCACCGGAGAAAAAGAUAAAGCAAAAAAAGAAAGGACUAUGCCGACUUCUGUAAGGAGAGAAAUGGGCCUAAACCCCCUAUCGUAUCCUUGUACGCGAAAAUAAAUACGAAAGAGAUGAACAAAUGAAUAUAUACAUAUAUAUAUAUACAUGUAUAUGCCUGUGUGUACAUGCAUCCACGCACGCACAUAUAUAUGUAUAUGUAUUUGAAUCUGAACACACAUACCAGUGGGGGCGUAAAACGAGGGUUCAUAGGAACGGAAUAAAAUACAGAAUGGGGAAUAGGGAAAUAAACCGAACGGAAGGACAGUAUAAUAAACAAGUGAUGCAAGGAAAACAGGUGGGCGUGGCCGGGUGGGACUCUUAAGUUUCAAAACCGAUUGAAAAUAGGAAGAUGGGGAAGAUGACGAGGAAAGAGAAGAGCAAGACAUUCGAAGAAAAUAGUGUUUUCUCAAGCACUGGACACAGAGAGGAUUGGAGAGGAGGGAGAGACAGAGAUGGUUAUUGUAUAUACGUUGGUCCGGGGUGGCUCGUGUGAAAGGUGCGGCUGUAGGCGUACAACGGCGAUGUCUUACCCUGUGACUUCGGUUAUCACUGUAGGAGUUUUGCAUAAAAAUUAUUAAUUAAUAAUAUUAUAUAUUUAGGAGAAGAAAAAAAAUAAUAAACAAAUAAGGAGAUGAUAAUGGUGGUGAUGACGAUGAUGAUGAUGAUGAUGAUGAUGAUAAUGAUUAUUAUGAUGAGGAAAGAAAAAAACAUGUUUUGGGUGUACGCCGGUGUUGGCCAAGCCCUCACGCACCAUCGCUCGACGUACACCUCUCUUAUAUAAUAUAAUAGUAAUUAUACAUAGACAGUACAUACAUUAUUAUUAAUGAUUAUUAUUAUUAUAUUAUUAUCAAAGCAUCAAAAUAUUCGUAAGUUAUCAACCGUUUGUUUCUCGAAGACGAUUUAUGGUUCUUUUUUCUUUCUCUUUUUAAAAAAAAUUUUUUUCUAUAUCUCCGUAUUAAAGCCAAUAAUAAAAAAAAUUCAAUAAAUGUUAAA
Molecule: messenger RNA, 2214 nt
Organism: Diprion similis
Lineage: Eukaryota; Metazoa; Arthropoda; Insecta; Hymenoptera; Diprionidae
Gene: Rap1
Product: ras-related protein Rap1
Exons: 4
Coding region: 677-1231 (184 amino acids)
Biological process (GO): cellular response to cAMP; Rap protein signal transduction; negative regulation of synaptic vesicle exocytosis
Cellular component (GO): plasma membrane
Molecular function (GO): GTP binding; GTPase activity; GDP binding
Source: RefSeq, a predicted model, not a curated record